UUUAGGUGCAAAGUAUAUUUUUUAAACAGAAAGUAUAAAACAUCUUUCAAGAAAAGAAAGUACAAUUUAAAUACUUAGUGACUAUGAAUUGCAAAAAACAGAAUUGUAUCUGCAUAAACUGUUCUCUUUGUCGUUCUGGUCGAUUGUCAAGAUUAACAUACCUACAAGCAAAGAGGAGAAUAAUGGAUUGGACUGAUUUACAAAAUUCAACUGCAACAAAAGAAGACAGUUUGGAUUUAAUAUUAGAGUGCAUUCUGAAGACAACUGAGAAGUGUGAGCUAAAAGAUAUGCAUAUGGAGGUGGAAGAAGGAGCAUACUCAGUUACUGUUGAUGAAUCUGGUUCAAAUAAACAGCAAAAACAUUUUUUUUAUAUAAGUAAAGGUGAAACAGUUAAUCUUACUUUUCAAAUUUAAUUUUUUUUUCAAAUUUUUAUGAAACACAUUUGAAAAUUUAAUUUC
Molecule: messenger RNA, 458 nt
Organism: Hydra vulgaris (swiftwater hydra)
Lineage: Eukaryota; Metazoa; Cnidaria; Hydrozoa; Anthoathecata; Hydridae
Source: RefSeq, a predicted model, not a curated record